AUGUUAUUUACAAUUGACACUUUAGUCUUUUUGCUUCAAAUCACACCAACGACUACAUCUGACAGUCACAUACUUCAUGAAUUUUACAACAAGGUAGUUGAGCUCUUUUGUUUUUCAUUUUGGAUAUCUGUGACAGUGUACUUUUAUGAUGGUCUCUUACUAUCAUCCAAAGAGAAAUUGAACAUCCAUUUAAAGAAAAAGUUGUAUUCAAAGUUGUUACAACAGAAUGUCGAGUACUUUGAUAGAAAGGAGAAUUCGUUGGGAUCAGUGAUGAACAAGUUAAACAGUGAAACUAAAAACACGCUUGGAGUCACUGGAGACAACUUAGGGGUUUUAUUUAAGAUUAUUUCAGAAAUUAUUUGUGGCGUAGUGUUAGUCUUAUUUUAUUAUUGGCAACUUGGGCUCUGUAUAAUUGCGAUCUUCCCAGUCCUCCUCUUCUUUUUGUUUUGGAAUGGGUACUUAAAUUCAGAACAAAGUUCGCCAGCAAUUAAAGCUUAUGAAAAGUCUGGAAACACAUUAAUAGAAGCCAUUGAAGCUAUUAAAACAGUUCAAUCACUUGGUAAAGAGAAUUUCUUUGGUAUGAAAUAUGCAGAGAGUCUUGAAAAUCCAAGAAAAGGGAUUUUCAAGUGGGGAUUUUUGUUAGGAAUAUUUGAAGGAAUCAACGUAUUCAUUUACAAGACUUUGGGCUCGUUCACCUUUUAUGUUGGAUUCAAAUUUGUCAGAAAAAGUUUUGUGUAUGAUACAAAUGUCAGUGUUUUCAUGAAACAAUUGAUGGAUAAAUACGUCUUAAUGCAAAAGGGGACGUAUCCUUUUAUCAAUGCUUGCACCACUUGUAUCAAUCAUACUGAAGUCAUUCCAGAAAUGGGUCGUUCAUUAACUUCAGCGAAAAGUGUGUUUGAUAUCAUUGACAGACAACUCACUAUUAUUGAAAUGUCUGAUCUUCAAAAAACAGAGAACAUUGAUGACACGCAAAAGGAACAAAACAAUGCUAAAAAUUUGAAAAAUAAGGAAAUAAAUAACAAUAAAAAAGGUAUAAAAAAAUUCAAGUUCGAAACUAAAAUUGAAGGUAAUUUGUAG
This is a messenger RNA of Entamoeba invadens IP1, 1077 nucleotides long. Its product is annotated as multidrug resistance protein, putative. Gene Ontology annotation, biological process: transmembrane transport. Lineage: Eukaryota; Evosea; Mastigamoebida; Endamoebidae. The transcript has a single exon. Gene Ontology annotation, molecular function: ATP binding; ABC-type transporter activity. The record is from RefSeq and is a predicted model, not a curated record. Gene Ontology annotation, cellular component: membrane. The coding region runs from base 1 to 1077 and encodes 358 amino acids.